CGCAUUACCGCGAACAGUUUAUAACGAUCGGCCCGUACAAUCACGUCGUCGUCGUCGUCCUCGUCGCCGUCUGUCGUUGUCGCGUCAUAUUUUGAGACGGUGAUCGCGGUUCGAUCAUAACGCGCCGCCAUAAUAUUGUAACAUUAAUUCUAACAAAAAAAGUAUAGACAUUUAUUUUGUCGACGUCGUCGCGUAAUAGUAGGUACUCAAAACGAUUUGACCAGAUAAUAAUUCCGUGUCGCCGCCUGCACCACUCGACCGCGUACGACGCGCCGCUCUUUACCCCGAUCAACACACAACCCGUUUGUUUACACGAGAGACCAGCACACAGAGACGGCCCGAGACAGCUCCCGUUCGUCCGCCGUCGAGUCGUCAGCCGAUGUCAACUGCAGCACGAAGCUGUAGUCACGCCGCCGUGGUCGGCCGCCGACGUCGCCGCCGCCGAAUCUCUUCCGUGCUGCCGCUGUCUGCCGCCGCCGAUUCGCCUAGGACUACUAUUAGUCGUGAUAACGACAGCUGCUGUCGUUCCGACUGAAUAUCUGACCGACGACUGCAAACUGUACGGGGUGUCAUCGACAUCUUAUGUGGCCAAAUAGCCUGUCAUCUGGAUGCAGCCAGGAGAGCGGCGGGGAGUUGGGCGGUUUCCCUGCUACUGCCGCGGCCGCAGCGUUCGCUGCCGCGGGUGGCUCGGGCGGCGCGCCGCCGUCACUAGGCUCGUCCAUGCAGGCCGCCGCCGCUGCGUACCACCUCAAGACUUCGGCGGCGUCUUCGCCGUACGCCGCAGUCAACAGCAUCGGGCUGAUGGAUUCGCUGCAGACUAGCAUGGGCUGUUACCCGACAGCAGCUGGCCAGAAUUACCAUCACCAUCAUUCCACCACGUUGUCCCUGUUCAAUCACCGUACACAACACAAUUACAGCACAAAACUUGUGGACUGUGUCGGAAAUCCAAGAAAGCAGAGGCGUGAACGAACUACAUUUACCAGAACGCAGUUGGACGUUCUGGAAACGUUGUUUGCCAAAACUCGAUAUCCGGAUAUAUUCAUGCGUGAAGAGGUGGCCCUAAAGAUCAAUUUACCCGAAUCAAGAGUACAGGUGUGGUUCAAGAACCGGAGGGCCAAGUGCCGGCAACAGGUGAAACAGAACCAACAGCAGCAUCACAACGGCACGGGAACGGACAAGACGGCGUCUUCUAGAAACAACUCGGCCGGCAACAACGGCCAAAAGUCGUCGGGAAAAUCGUCUGGAGGCGGCGGCAACGCGCCGGUUAACAACAACAAUAAAAUGUCACCGACAAUAAAUGGUGGCGUGGGCGGUGGUGGUGUGGGCGGCGGUGGAGUAACGAGUUCAACGGCAGGCAACUCGCCCGUGUCCACCGGCACGUCGCUGUCGUCCAGUCGGCAGUCGCCGCCCGGCGGUGGUUCGUCGUACAUCAAGCCGAUACUGAGCGGUACGCCGCCCAUACAACCACCGCCUUCUGUGUACCACCCUAGUUCCGGCGGUGGAGGUAAUACGCCUGGAUCGAUAUGGAGUCCCGCCAUCACGGAACCACCACCGGGACUGGUGGAUUUACACCAUCACAGCACCAGGUCAUCUCCAGUAGGUUCCAGCGGUGGCUACUCGACCAACGGCAGUACUGGUGGCAAUUGUUAUUCGUCACAUCAUCACCAUCACCAACCGCAUCAUCACCAUCCGCACCACCAUCACGCGGCGGCGCAUCAUCACCAGAACUAUGGCGGCUACUACUCGAACAUGGACUAUCUGGCGCCACCGCCGACAAUGUCGUCGCAUCAAACAGCCGAGAACGGUUCGGAGUCGGCUUGGGUGAAGCGCGAGGACGCAUCGUCGUGGUUUUAUAACUCGGCGGGCUGGGAACGCAAGUAAACAACUGAAACCAGGGCCGGAGUUGUCGCACGCCGCCGCCUUAUGUCUUUCCACGACGUGGCUGUUCGCUGUCAGUCAUGGGAGGAGAUGUAUCUUUUCGCGUGGCGGCCUAUGUGUAUUAUAAGUUCGUGUAAAUAAAUUAUCAUAUUCGCGCUGAUGCCGAAGACGACGUUGGCAACAACACAACAGCUGCCAGAAAACCACACACAGAUAUACAUGAAUGAUAUAUAUGCUGACAAAUCAUAUUAUUUCGACUCGCGUGCGCACGUCUCGCCGUCUGUAGAAUAUUAUGAUAAUUCAUAGUGUAUAAUAAUAUUUUAUUCAGUGUGUAGGCGUGCGUUUACGAUAUCGGUCCGCAGAUCAAUAUAUUGACGAUCAAGAGUAAAUUCAAGCGAAGUAUCAACGAGAACAGCUAUGAUUCAGUAUAUUAAUUAUUAAUAUGUUAUUGUAUGAUAUGUGUGUAUAAUAAGCGGUAAUACGUUUAAUAUGACGUGUAAUCAUUCACGUAGCGCAGUGAAACCUUUCUCACAUACCUACAUUAAAUUAAUAAGAUAGUUUUAAGUGUUUGGUCUCCCGUUCGGUCUCCCGUGAAUAAACGCUUAGACAAAAAUAUUGUAACGCUUUGGAAAAUGAUUUCCUAAGUACGCGACUGCCCCCAAUGGACGAUAGAUAACCCUUAGACGCGAAGUCCAACCGAUUACGAUUUAAGUAAUAUUAGUUGCAGUAUUUACAUAACACCUAUAUUAUGUUACAAAAUUAAUUCUUUUUAAACUAAAAGUGUUUUGGCACACACACACACACAUGUUUCCUGUAAAUGUUAACUUAUUUAGGAUUUUGAGUAUACAAGAAAGUCUAUUAGGUACCUACCUAUUUAUUUUCUUAGAGGUUUCACUGCGCUUAUCAUAAAGUAAUGCGAAUGUCGUUUGUAUAAUAAAUCUUCAGUGAUCUCGUUUAA
Aphis gossypii (cotton aphid) is the source of this 2836-nucleotide messenger RNA. Its product is annotated as homeobox protein OTX1-like. Bases 583 to 1881 code for a protein of 432 amino acids. The record is from RefSeq and is a predicted model, not a curated record. Gene Ontology annotation, biological process: regulation of transcription by RNA polymerase II. Gene Ontology annotation, cellular component: nucleus. Gene Ontology annotation, molecular function: DNA-binding transcription factor activity, RNA polymerase II-specific; RNA polymerase II cis-regulatory region sequence-specific DNA binding. Lineage: Eukaryota; Metazoa; Arthropoda; Insecta; Hemiptera; Aphididae. The transcript has 8 exons.